CGGGUCAGCAGGAAGUUAAGCUCGUCUCGGGCGGCCAGGAGGCUAGAUUUCCUUCACAGCGCGCUGUGUUCUGCAGUCUCCAGGCGGAAUGAAAAUGGCAGAGAGACAGUGUCAUCUGCUCUUGAUAGCUCUGGUGUUUUCUGGCAUCUGUGCUGAGGACAUCCUCCAACCAACGCUGGUGCUCGACAUGGCCCAGCUUCUGCUGGAUAAAUACUGCUUCCCAGAAAACCUGGUCGGGAUGCAAGAAGCCAUUGAACAAGCCAUCAAAAGCGGCGAGAUCUUGGACAUCUCUGAUCCCAAUCUUCUGGCAUCUGUUCUGACCGCCGGUGUGCAAGGCGCCCUGAAUGACCCGCGGCUGGUGGUCUCUUAUGAGCCUUUGACUCCAAUUGCCCCCAAGCAAGAAAUGGAAGCUUUUCCAGCAUCAGAACAGCUCCUAGAACUUAUUGCACACGUAGUGAAGUUUGACGUGCUGGAGGGCAACGUGGGAUACUUGAGGAUCGACUACAUCUUUGGGCAAGAAAUUAUACAGCAAAUCGGCACAGUCCUCGUCGAAAUAGUGUGGAAGACCCUGAUAGAGACGUCGGCUUUGGUGCUAGAUUUGCGCUACACCACAGGUGGGAAGGUCUCAGGAAUCCCCUUCCUUGUCUCCUACCUGUACCAUAAGGAGCAAUUGCUGCAUGUGGACACUGUCUACAACCGUCCUUUCAACACCACCACUGAGAUCUGGACUUUGCCCAAGGUGCUGGGCACGAGGUACAGCGAGGACAAGGAUGUCAUUUUGCUGACCAGCCAGUACACCACUGGAGUGGCUGAAGCGGUGGCCUACAUCCUCAAGCACAUGCAUCGGGCCAUCAUCGUGGGAGAGAGGUCUGCAGGGGGCUCCUUGGACAUUCAGAAGUUCCGGAUUGGUGCUUCCCAGUUCUACAUGAUGAUUCCGGUGUCCCGUUCCGUGAGUCCCUUGAGCGGCAGCGGGCAAACCUGGGAAGGCAACGGAGUGGUGCCAAAUGUAGCAACUUCAGCUGAAAGAGCACUGGAGGAAGCCCUGGCAAUUCUUGCCCUGCGCAAGGCUAUCCCUGGUACCAUCGACCAGCUGAUGAGCAUCCUGAGGAGCAACUACUCCAUGGUCGAUCGGGUGCCUUCGUUACUACAGCACCUCACCAGUUUUGAUCAUUCUUCCAUCCUGUCCACGGCGGACCUGGCUUCCAAGCUCAACACUGAACUUCAGGCGGUGUCUGAAGACCCACGCCUCUUGUUGCGCGUCACCACUGCGGGAGAGACUGUCCCUGGACCAGCAGAGCAGCAGGUUGCCACAGCUACCAAUCUGCCUGACAACGAGCAGUUUCUGCAAGCUCUAGUGGACACGGUGUUCAAAGUGUCAGUGCUACCGGGCAAUGUAGGCUACAUGCGCUUCGAUGAGUUUGCUGACGCUUCUGUCAUAAGCAAGCUCGGGUCUUACAUUGUGCGUCGAGUCUGGGAGCCGCUGCAAUCGACGGACAACUUGAUUGUGGACUUGCGCUACAACCCGGGGGGGCCAUCCUCAAGCGCUGUGCCAAUUUUGCUUUCCUACUUCCAGGACCCCUCGGCUGGCCCCGUGCGCCUCUUCUCGACCUAUGACAGAGGCACCAACCACACCCAGGACCACCACAGCCACGUGGAAAUGUUAAGCCAGCCCUAUGGGGUGCAGCGCAGAGUCUAUCUGCUCACCAGCCGCCACACGGCCACAGCAGCUGAGGAAUUUGCCUACCUGAUGCAGUCCCUCAGCCGGGCAACCCUGGUGGGUGAGAUCACUGCAGGCAGCCUGACCCACACGCGCACCUUCUGUGUGAUGCAGCAGGGGGAGAGGGCGGGUUGUGGCCUCCUCGUCAGCAUCCCCGUCAUCUCCUUCAUCGACAACCACGGGGAGUGCUGGCUUGGUGGUGGGGUGGUGCCUGAUGCCAUCGUUCUUGCUGAUGAAGCUCUGGAGAAAGCCCAGGAGGUGCUGGAGUUCCACGAGAGCACGGGGGCGCUCAUUGAGGACGUUGGGCAAUUGCUGGAGGCCCACUAUGUCAUUCCAGAAAUGGCAAGACGGGCCAGUGGUGUGCUCAGGUCCAAGUUGGCCCAAGGUGGGUAUCACACAGCAGUGGACUUUGAGACGCUGGCUUCUCAGCUGACCGGUGAUCUCCAGGAGGCUUCUGGGGACCACCAGCUGCUCAUCUUCCACAGCUAUGUGGAGCCCUCCCCAGAGGAGCAACCUCCCAACAAGACCCCCUCGCCUGAGGAAUUGAGCUACAUCAUUGAGGCCCUUUUCAAAGUGGACGUCUUGCCCGGAAACGUGGGGUACCUGCGUUUCGACAUGAUGGCCGAGGCAGAGACGGUGAAAGCCAUCGGGCCACAAGUCCUGCACAUGGUUUGGGAGAAGCUAGUGCACACCUCCACCAUGAUUGUCGACAUGCGCUACAACACAGGCAGCUACUCUAGUGCAGUGCCCAUCUUCUGCUCCUACUUCUUUGACGCCAAGCCUCAACAGCACCUUUACACCAUCUUUGACCGGAGCACCUCUCAUAGCACUGAGGUGUGGACCUGGCCAAAGGUGUCCGGCAAGCGCUACGGUUCUGCAAAGGACGUCUUCGUCCUCAUUAGCCACAUGAGUGGCUCAGCUGCUGAGACUUUCACUCGCUCGAUGAAGGACCUCCAUCGGGCCACCGUCAUUGGGGAGCCCACGCUGGGCGGGUCUCUCUCAGCAGGCAUUUACCGCCUGGGCAGCAGCCCCCUGUACGCCUCCAUCCCUAGCCAGGUGGUGCUCAGUCCGCUCACAGGCAAAGUGUGGAGCUUGUCUGGGCUGGAGCCGCACGUCACCACCCAAGCGACGGAAGCCCUGACGGCCGCCCAGAGCAUCAUCGCCUUGCGCGCAAAGCUGCCCAGUUUGCUGCAAACCGUGGGCAAGCUGGUUGCUGACAACUAUGCCUCUGCUGGCCUCGGAGCUGAAGUGGCCACCAAACUGGCUGACCUGCCCCGCAAGGACCCUUUCAGGAGGAUCAACAGCGAGGCAGAGCUUGCUGAAGCCAUGACAGCUGACCUGCAGGCUCUUUCUGGAGACGUACACCUGAAGAUAAGCCACAUCCCUGAGCAUUUGAAGGAACGCAUCCCUGGGAGUAUAACCAUGCAGAUGGUCUCCCCAGAGAAUUUUGAGGACUUCGUUAAGUUUUCUUUCCACACCAAAGUGUUUGAGAACAACAUUGGUUACUUGAGGUUCGAUAUGUUUGGAGACUGUGAACUUUUAUCCCAAACCUCUGACCUGCUGGUGGAACAUGUCUGGAAGAAGAUUGUCCACACGCGUGCGCUGAUCAUUGACAUGAGAUACAAUGUAGGGGGCCCUACUUCUUCCAUAGCAACUCUGUGCUCCUAUUUCUUUGACGAAGGACACCCCAUUCUUCUGGACAAAGUGUACAACAGACCAAACAAUACAACUACUGACAUUUGGACCCAUUCACAGCUUAAAGGUGAGAGAUACGGUUCCCAGAAAGGCCUGGUUAUCCUCACCAGCUCAGCGACAGCCGGGGCUGCAGAGGAAUUUGUGUCCAUCAUGAAGAGGCUGAACAGAGCCUUCAUUGUGGGGCAAAGGACCAGUGGGGGUUGCCACCCCCCACAGAUGUACCAUGUGGACAGCACCAACCUUUAUGUUACCAUCCCGACAUCCAGAUCUGCCCUUUCUGUUGCCAGCACAUGGGAAGGUGUGGGAGUGACGCCGCACCUGGAAGUCCCCGUGGAGAUGGCCCUUGUUCGAGCCAAAGUGAUGCUCAACACACACCUUCAACCUCCCAGCUAGACAAAGGUGCCAGCCCAGAAGAGAAAGCUGGAAAAAAGAAUUAGCAAAGAAACAUACCAAGUGACCUACUGGCUUCCUCUUGGUGGCAAAUACCUGUCCUCCUGAGAUGGAGCUCUGUCAGUAAAGUAGUCCAGUCUCUUCCCUCUGUACCUGAAUUCUGAGUUGGGAGCUCAUUUUGUGUCGUGCGAAGAGAACUGCGGGGUGGGGUGGGGGACACCAGUUGAGUGCUUGAAUAAAGGAGAAGGUUUUUAGUUUCAA
Messenger RNA from Sphaerodactylus townsendi, 4063 nucleotides. RefSeq names its product retinol binding protein 3 (gene RBP3). The transcript is spliced from 4 exons. Lineage: Eukaryota; Metazoa; Chordata; Lepidosauria; Squamata; Sphaerodactylidae. Bases 89 to 3805 code for a protein of 1238 amino acids. Gene Ontology annotation, molecular function: serine-type peptidase activity. Gene Ontology annotation, biological process: proteolysis. The record is from RefSeq and is a predicted model, not a curated record.